AUCGUUUUGAGGCGAGAAAAGGCCAACGCACCCAGUGAUGAAUGGUGUAUUUUGCAGUUUUUGUUUAGUCUAGUUACAAGCAUAAUGAGAAUGAGAUAACCGCUAUUUACUUAUAAUAAUCUACAAUUUUGUAGUCACAAUGGAAGAGCCUACCUUACGAUAUGAAAAAAUUGACUUCCUUGGAGAAGGCCAAUUUGCAACAGUCUACAAAGCAAGAGAUGUGAAAACAGACAAAAUAGUGGCUGUAAAGAAAAUUAAAAUAGGCUCUCGUUUGGAGGCUCAGGAUGGCAUAAACAGGACUGCUCUCAGAGAAAUAAAGCUGUUGCAGGAGCUACAGCAUGUCAACUUGAUUGGACUAUUAGAUGUAUUCGGACAAAAAUCAAAUGUAUCUUUAGUGUUUGACUUUAUGGACACUGACUUAGAGAUAAUAGUUAAGGACAGCAACAUUGUGCUCACUCCAGCUAAUGUGAAGGCUUACAUGAUCAUGACAUUGAGUGGUUUAGAGUAUCUGCAUCAGAAUUGGAUACUACACAGAGAUUUGAAACCAAACAAUUUGUUGAUAAAUCGGGAAGGAAUACUUAAAAUUGGUGACUUUGGUCUUGCCAAGGCUUUUGGGUCUCCCACCAGAAUAAAUACACAUCAAGUGGUGACCAGAUGGUACAGGUCACCAGAGCUCUUAUUUGGGGCGCGGCAGUAUGGCACAGGUGUGGACAUGUGGGCCAUUGGUUGCAUUUUAGCUGAGCUUCUGCUGAGGGUACCUUUCUUGCCAGGAGAGUCAGAUUUGGAUCAGCUGACACGCAUAUUCCAAGUAUUUGGCACACCCAAUGAGGAGAAUUGGCCGGGUAUGAAGGGGCUUCCAGACUACGUGCAAUUCAAGCCGUUCCCACCGCAGCCGCUGCGGCACAUCUUCAGCGCGGCGGCCGACGACCUCAUACAACUGCUCGAGAGCCUGCUCGUGCUGUUUCCGCCGAAACGCUGCGACUGCACGCAGGCGCUGCAGAUGCCGUACUUCAGCAACAAGCCAGCCCCAACAGUGGGCAACAAGCUCCCGAUGCCCUCGAGUUUCUCAAAGAUCGAGACAGAGAAGCCCACUCUCAAGAGGAAACUGCUCGACAGUAUUGAUGGAGGCUCCCUGCCCAAGAAACUUCUUUUCUGACCGACACCUUUUAGUACAAUGACAGGGAGUGCAAUCUAUAUCAUUUAAAAGUGCAACUGCAGAGGUACGCAUGUUUUCUUAUGUGAAUCCACUAAAUUCGAAAUGUAACUUUGACAAAGCGUCAUAAAUUACAGUUUGAGUUUAGAGAUCUAUUUAAAAGAUUAGAAUCCUCAGUUCACCUGGUAAUACAGCUAUUUUCUACAUAUCUUAGAGGACAGUCUAAGAAAAUAUGGAGCAUCGAUAUAACUGUUCGUAGAUCUUGCUUUUGCUCGAAGUGAUGCGCGCCAAUUCAGCACAGGUACAAUUUUGUCUUAAAACUGCUAAGAACAAUAUAUUUAUUGAAUAAUAAUAAUAAACUUUCGAUGUAUUGUCUUGUGAAAUGGGGAUUAUAAACUGAAUAUCAAUGAAAUGUAUUUCCUGAUAGUAUUAAGUGAUUUUAAGUUAAAGCGGGACUUUGUACAAUCAGACCUUGUUUUAAUAUAAUGCAUUUGUUUCAUACAUAUUAAUUAUACGUGAUUAGGAGGAAAGUUGAAGAAAACUGCAUUUUAAGUAAACAAAAGUAAAUAUAUUUUGACAGA
This is a messenger RNA of Leguminivora glycinivorella, 1734 nucleotides long. RefSeq names its product cyclin-dependent kinase 7 (gene Cdk7). The transcript has 7 exons. Gene Ontology annotation, molecular function: ATP binding; RNA polymerase II CTD heptapeptide repeat kinase activity; cyclin-dependent protein serine/threonine kinase activity. The coding region runs from base 140 to 1156 and encodes 338 amino acids. Gene Ontology annotation, cellular component: cytoplasm; nucleus; transcription factor TFIIH holo complex. The record is from RefSeq and is a predicted model, not a curated record. Gene Ontology annotation, biological process: protein phosphorylation; positive regulation of transcription by RNA polymerase II. NCBI's taxonomy places the organism in Eukaryota, Metazoa, Arthropoda, Insecta, Lepidoptera, Tortricidae.